Molecule: messenger RNA, 999 nt
Organism: Coprinopsis cinerea okayama7#130
Lineage: Eukaryota; Fungi; Basidiomycota; Agaricomycetes; Agaricales; Psathyrellaceae
Exons: 3
Coding region: 1-999 (332 amino acids)
Cellular component (GO): mitochondrion
Molecular function (GO): (3R)-hydroxyacyl-[acyl-carrier-protein] dehydratase activity
Source: RefSeq, a predicted model, not a curated record
AUGAGCUCUCUACGCCUGCGGUCUGUCAUCUUGGGUGGGCCAUGCCGCCUGCGAGCGCUGCCCAGACGUCAUCAUCACCAUACACCAUCACCUCGAAUCAACCUAGAGCCCUCAGCGGUCCGUGCGCUGGACGAAUGGAUUGCCAACCCUCCAACGCUGUCGUUAUCCGAUGGAGUGACACUCGACCACCUCACAGACCUAUACGCCACGCUCCCCACAAGAGACGGCACCCGUAGGCGGUACGAAACGCCCAAGGACGGGGAUGUUCUUGGGUAUGGACACCACCUCGCCUUCUUCCACUGCAAGAGCCCCGAGCAUCGACUGCGAGCAGACGGUACCGAUGAAGAGCUCUCGCCUCCUCCCCCGUUCUCGACCAGGAUGUGGGCUGGAGGCAAGAUUACCUGGGACAACGACAACCCCUUGACGGUGGGCGUCCAGUCCAAGACUUCGGCCAGCGUUUUAGAGGUCUUGAAGAAGGGGUUCGAUAGGGGCAAACCAUUGGUGUUUGUCACUCAGAGGAUCAACUUUUUCAAAAAGGGGAAGGAUAAGCCUUCGAUUGUUGAGGAGAGGCAACAUGUGUAUAUUCCUGAUGGAUUGAGGGUUGUACGAAAGGAGCCCCGAGUUGUCCCUGAUAUCCCGGAAAACGUCGAUUUCUCUUUCCAGUACCAGCCUAGCCCCGUCACGCUGUUCCGGUACUCGUCCUUAAUGUUCAACGCGCAUCAUAUCCAUCUCGACAAGGACUAUACAACAAGAGUUGAGGGAUACCCAGAACGCCUCGUCCACGGACCACUGACUGCAACGAUGUUGCUGGAAACUGUCAACUUCCACAACCCAUUGGUGCACCUCAAAGAGUUUGAAUAUCGCGCGACCAAUCCGAUGUACGUCAAUCGGGUGUUGACUAUCAAUGGGACCUGGAUCGGUCCGUCAAAGGCGAAGGUAUGGUGUGUGGACGAUGAAGGAGCAGUUGGAAUGGUCGGCCUCGUGACAACGGCAGAAUAG